Molecule: messenger RNA, 1918 nt
Organism: Cajanus cajan (pigeon pea)
Lineage: Eukaryota; Viridiplantae; Streptophyta; Magnoliopsida; Fabales; Fabaceae
Product: putative terpene synthase 2
Biological process (GO): diterpenoid biosynthetic process
Molecular function (GO): terpene synthase activity; magnesium ion binding
Source: RefSeq, a predicted model, not a curated record
ACUAUAUAUAUAAUCUUACCUUCAUCCCAAACAAACCACGUACAAUCUUAUUCUACAAAGCAAAUUAAUUAACCAUGUCUAAGGUAGGCUCUUCACUACCGGUUUUUGCCCUAGAUGAAAAACCACCCUCAAAUUUUCGGCCUAUUGCAGAAUUUCCCCCUUCAGUUUGGGGGGAUUAUUUCCUUUCUUAUGCUUCUAGUUCUGAGGAACUUGAUCAGGACAUUGAGACACAAAUUAAAAUGCUAAAAGAGGAAGUGAGUAAGAUACUUGUCUCCAAGACCGAGGAGCCCUUAGCAAAAAUUGACUUAAUUGAUUCAAUUUGUCGUUUGGGUGUGAAUUAUCACUUUGGAAAUGAGAUUGAUGAAGUUUUACAACAAAUUCACAAGAAUUAUGUUGUUAAUGGAGAAAUUAUCGUCCAAUCCAACCUUUGUUCUCUUGCAUUGCUAUUUAGAAUAUUGAGGCAACACGGAUUUUAUGUUUCACCUCUUGUGUUUGAAAAUUUCAAGGAUGAGCAAGGAAACUUUGGUGAAAAACUUGUCACUGAUGUUGAGGGAAUGUUAUGCUUAUAUGAAGCCUCACAUAUGAUGGUUCACGGGGAAGACAUUUUAGAAGAAGCAUUGGCAUUCACUUCCACUCACCUUGACUCCAUUGUCACCCAACUGACCCCUUCUCUUGCAGCUCAAGUCAAGCAUAGCUUAAGGCAACCUCUUUACAAGAACUUGCCUAGGCUAGAGGCACGACAUUACAUUUCUAUCUAUGAGCAAGAUCCUUCUCAUAAUGAACUUCUACUCACUUUAGCAAAAUUAGAUUUCAACAAAUUGCAAAAUCUACAUAAAAAAGAAUUUGGAAACAUUUACAAGUGGUGGAAAGAGCUAGAUCUCCCUAGUAAAUUACCUUAUGCACGAGAUAGAAUUAUAGAAUGUUGUUUUUGGGCUUUGGCGGUAUAUUUUGAGCCCCACUAUUCUCAAGCAAGAAAAAUAGUGGCGAAAGUACUCGCCAUAGCAGCGGCUAUUGAUGAUACAUAUGACGCAUAUGGAACCAUUGAAGAAUUAGAACUUUUCACAGAGGCAAUUGAAAGGUGGGAUAUUAGCUGCUUGGAUGAUCUCCCAGAAUACAUGAAAUUUAUUUAUAAGUCAACCAUAAGACUUCAUGAAGAAAUAGAGCAAGAAAUGAAGAAGGAAGGAAGAGCAUAUUGUGUUAAAUACGCCAUAAAAGAAUUUAAAAUGUUAGUUCAAGCCUACAUGAGUGAGGCCAGAUGGCUCAAGAACAACUAUAAACCAACAACAGAGGAAUACUUGCACGCAUCAUUAGAAACAUCUGGUUACUCAUUCAUGACAACAUUAAGUUACAUUGGCAUGGGAGACACAGCCACAGAAAAUAUCUUUAAAUGGGUAAGAAAUGAGCCAAAAAUUGUUAAGGGUUCUUGUAUUAUUGCUAGGCUAAUGGAUGACAUCGUCUCCAAUGAGUUUGAACAGAAAAGAGGGCAUGUUUCUUCAUUCUUGGAAUGCUAUAUGAGUGAAUAUGGUGUGUCUAGGGAAGUUGCCAUUCAAAAAUGUCAAAAGGCAAUAACAAAUGCUUGGAAGGAUAUAAACGAGGAGUGUCUCAAGCCUACCAGUGUUCCGAUGCCUUUUCUAACACGCAUUCUCAAUCUCUCACGUUUUAUGAAUGUGUUCUAUAAAGAUAAAGAUAACUUCACGCACUCCGGAGGACUAAUGAAGAAAUGUAUUAAAGCAUUGCUAAUAGAUCCGGUGCCAAUUUGAUUGAUUCAAGUCCUUUAUGAUUCCUGUAUUUCUACUUUAAAUAAAGAAAACAUGUCUACAUAUGGGGUUUGAUUUGUCGUACGUGAAUUUAUGUUGAAAUUAUGUGUUUGUUAAGAUGCAUCUACGAUGAAUAUAUUGUGAAAAUUUCUUAGACAUUA